AUGGCUUCUUUCGUCACAAAGGGCCUCGCGUCCCUGGCUGUCGCUGCUACAGUUGCCCAGGCACAGCUAUGGGAUAAGGUCAUUGAGACAUCAUACGGUCCCGUCCAGGGAUAUCAGUACUUCAACGAAUCGACUCUGGAGAAGUUCUUCGAUAUUUCCGAGUCCAACGUUACAGCUUUCUUGGGUAUUCCCUUCGCUGCCGAUACUGGCUACCAAAACCGCUGGAAGGCACCGCAGCCUCGCGAGCGAUGGAACCAAACCCUAAAGGCUACUGCUUUUGGCCCUGCCUGUCCAAGCGCCGAUGCGUCCGACAUCAGUGAGGACUGUCUGAGUCUCAACAUCUGGACCAAUGCUGGUACUGGUGAUGCUAAGCUCCCUGUUAUGGUGUGGAAUCAGGGCUCGGAUGAAACUAGCGACAACAACUGGUGGUACGGCGGUGGUAUGGCCUUGAAGGAUGUCAUUCUCAUCACUUUCAACCGUCGUGAUGAUGCAUUCGGUUACCUUGCUCAUCCGGAACUCAACGAGGAAGGAUACAAGGCUACCGGACACAAGACCUCCGGUAACUACGGUAUCCUCGACCAGCUGGAGGUACUCAAGUGGGUGCAGAAGAACAUUGCCAAGUUUGGUGGUGAUCCAGACCGUGUCGUUGUGGCCGGUCAGUCCUUUGGCUCUUCUCAGGUUUACCACGCCGUCAACAGCCCUCUCUUCACCGGAUACUUCCACGGUGGAAUCUCCCAGUCCGGUAUCAGAUACCCCUACGAUACCCUCCUGGCAGGUCUAGCUACUUCUUACGUGAACAUGUCAACUGCAAUCGAGCACGGAGUCAGCUAUACCACCAACCACAACGUAUCAACCAUCGCCGAGCUGCGCACUCUCUCCAUGGAGGACCUCCUGAUCGGUUCCCAGGACCGUGUCGGCAACGAGUCUAUCUGGUGGGUGACCGCACUGUCGGCAGGCUACCCACUCGUCUUCAAGCCCGUGCUGGACGGCUACGUCCUUCCAGAGAAGUACAUUGAGACGUUGCUCAACGGACCCGCCAACGACGUCCCCGUCAUCACCGGCAACACCAAGGACGAAUCCGGUGCCUCGCCCCAGACCGACUACACAAUCGCCGAGUACGAGUACUACUGCACUCUCAAGUACGGCAACCUGUCCAGCCGUUACUUCCAGCUCUACCCAGACCACAAGAACCAGACUAUCGCAGACCAAGCCUGGAACGCCGCUGCUCGCGACACCUCCCUCAUCGGUUCCUGGGCUUACGCAACGGAUUGGUACAAGGCCGCUUCGUCGUCCUUCUACACUUACUACUGGACCCACGCGCCUCCCGGUCAGGAUCAGGGAGCUUUCCACCAGUCGGAGAUCAUGUAUGCGCUCAACGCUCUCUAUGCGAAUGCCGAUACCUACCCUUUCACCGAGACGGACUAUAAGAUUCAGGAGAAGAUGUCUUCGUACUGGGCCAACUUUGCGAAGACCUUGGAUCCAAAUCAGGGUGGUUCGUAUGCUGGAAAUGGUGCGCUGCCUCAGUGGAGUCCCAGCAGUGCGAAUGGCACCCAGGUUGUCAUGGAGCUGGGUAAUUACUUCGGUAAUGUUCCCAUUGCGAAGCCGAAGCAGGUCAAGUUGAUUAUGGAUUACUUCCAUCAACAGGUUCCCUAUUAG
This is a messenger RNA of Penicillium cataractarum, 1656 nucleotides long. RefSeq names its product carboxylesterase/lipase family protein. The transcript has a single exon. The coding region runs from base 1 to 1656 and encodes 551 amino acids. NCBI's taxonomy places the organism in Eukaryota, Fungi, Ascomycota, Eurotiomycetes, Eurotiales, Aspergillaceae. The record is from RefSeq and is a predicted model, not a curated record.